Molecule: messenger RNA, 2534 nt
Organism: Aspergillus homomorphus CBS 101889
Lineage: Eukaryota; Fungi; Ascomycota; Eurotiomycetes; Eurotiales; Aspergillaceae
Product: 2EXR domain-containing protein
Exons: 9
Coding region: 1-2439 (812 amino acids)
Source: RefSeq, a predicted model, not a curated record
AUGACUCAAAGCCCAAUCCCCACCCUCCCCCGCGCAAGCCCAAACCUAAGCCCAAACCCCAGACAUCAUCCCCAACGACAAGACCAAGAACACGAAGAAGACGUCGGCCUUGACAUCAAGGAGAUCGACAAAGUCCUCCUCUCACGACUACUCCACCAGCACUCACCCACAGUGCUCUCGCCAAUCGAGCAGCAGACCUUCGAUGAGCAGGCGGCCGCCGCGGCCGUCACGACAGAGUACGUCGAUUCCUUCUGCGGCCGCGUGAUCAAAUGUGGUCUCUCCGGCGAUUGGGCUGGGGGGGAGGGGGCGUUUGAGGCUCGUGUCGAGGAGGCAAGGGGUGUUAUGAGGGAGGAGGAGGAGGAGGAGGAGGAAGAGAUGUGGGAUGCGUUGGCGGAGGGGCAGUUGAUGCGGGAGUUGGAGGAGGCUGCUGAGGCUGCUGAUGCUAAGCUGAUGCUGUUGAUUUUGAUGGGGAUUCGACUCUGUUUUGUGGAGUUUGGGUUGUGGGUGGGCAUUGGGUUGGUACUCUUGUUUAGUUGGAUUGUCUCUUUUGUGAGCUUGGGAGGUUCGAGCCCAUCUUACCGGUACACCGGUGCUUCAUCAUCAAUGUUCAAUGUAUACUGUCACACUAGUCAGAUAACGAUAGCUUUUUUAAAUUUCUCCUCUCAAGCCAGCUUCCGUCUGGCAUACGGGCUGGAAUAUGCAUUGCAACAAGACCACCGGUCAGUGAUUCGACUGAACCUGCAGCACUUCCUCUGGCGCCAAGUGUUGGGCUUCCACGUCCGACUCCUCGUCCUCGUGCUCUCGGGCGUGGGCCCCAAGCCGGUCCUCCGCCAUCUCUUCCAGCUAGUCAAGCCGGGAGGCUAUCUGCAAUGGGACGAGUUGGACUGCGUCAACAUGUUUGUCGAGACGAAGCUCGACUACUACGAUGAGCCCCCAGAGUUGAUUCGCGCAUUCAACGACCAGCAUCUGCUGACCAUGGAGGAGUUUGCCGCGCGAUUGGCGGGCCAGGGCAGAUUGGAGGCCGCUGCUCAGUUCUUGCAGUUGAUUCAGACUGGGUAUCGGGAGCUGCUUACGCCCGGAACUCCGUCUGAAUGCAUGCCGAGCACAGUUUGGGAGCUGACAGGGCCUGGUCUGGUCUACCUCAACAGACAGGAUGCGCUCCAGAUGUCGCCUCAACCACAAUUACAGAUCUAUAACUACAUUGCCUCGGACACCGAGGAACUCACCUUCCAGCCCUUCCCUCUCCUGCCUACCGAGCUUCGGCUGAAGAUAUGGCAGUACUCGCUGCAACGUCCGCGUCUCAUCCAAAUAGGGCUCAUGCCAGCGACAGACACAGAUGCACCCGAUGAACCUCCCGCGAAAAGCUAUCGCGUGGUGGUCAGCAGCACAUCAUCACUGAGCAAACUGCUGCGCGUCAACUGCGAGGCGCGGGAGGCCGCCCUACGCUUCUACCGCGUGCACAUUCCCUGUGACUUCCGAGCCCACGACGACCAUACGCCGCCCAAAGCCGGGGGGGCGUUCCACUUCAACCCCGAGUACGACAUUCUGCAGCUCCACGCCAGGUACCCAGUCAAGGCGACGCUCCUUGCGUUCUUGGAUGAUGUGAAGAACACCUACGACCGCCGCGGGGUCGGCCUUCUCAAGCUCGCCCUGAAUCUCAAUGACCUAGAAGCGCAUGACCUCGGCUCGUUGGAUUCGGCCGACGUAAGCCUUCGCGCGCGGACCGCGUUUGUUGAGACUCUGACGCAGCUGCGUGAGGUCUUUUUCAUGGAGGUCGCGCGGUUUGGCCGCCAGGUUCUCGGCUGGUAUAGUGGGCUUGACACCCCCGAGACGUUCUUCAACCGCUCGUUCCCCAUCAUGGUCACGACGACAACCUUUGAUCGUCUCCCCCGGGACCCGCGUGAUAUCGCUGAGGAUCUGAAGCGUGUCUUUGUGGGCUGCAUGGAUCCGCGCGUAAUGUUCGAUUUCUGGGGUCGGCUGCUGCUGCGGUGGGGCGUGUCGCCCUCUCAUGUCCAGUAUCGGUUUCUUCUUUCGUUUGAGCCGACCAAUGGACAAGUUCAUGAUCGUGUUAGUGCGGAGAAGUGGCUGCUCAAGGAGGAUCGCAUCUGGAAGGGAGAACCUCACGACGACCGUUCGACGGAGGAGAGAGACGAAGAAGCACAGGAGGAUCCCGGCCCGCUCGGUCAGUUUCUGCGAAGGUGGAAGCAUAGGUGGCCCGUUGGGGCCAAGCAUGAGAAAUAUCGAAACGAGGACCUGGAGAAUGCCGUUCGGCCGGCGUUCGGAUUCUGGCUCUUUCCCCUGGAAGCACUGGGGGUCUCACUGGACUCUUACAAGGAAGGAGGCGGCUUCAUCCAGCCAGAGGGAUGGCAAUGGAAAGCCAAGCAGCUGUUGGAUCUGACAGGACACUGGCCGGAGUUGGCUUUGUUGGGCCUGCCUUGAUCCUUUUUUUUUUGGCUCGUUCAUGGCAAUCUAAGUCCUUUGGGCCAAUCUCCUACCAGCGCGUGUAGUUGUUCCGUGACUCGGUCUGUCACUUU